Molecule: messenger RNA, 1432 nt
Organism: Thecamonas trahens ATCC 50062
Lineage: Eukaryota; Apusomonadida; Apusomonadidae
Product: saccharopine dehydrogenase domain-containing protein
Exons: 1
Coding region: 1-1305 (434 amino acids)
Biological process (GO): glycolipid biosynthetic process
Cellular component (GO): lipid droplet; mitochondrion; plasma membrane
Source: RefSeq, a predicted model, not a curated record
AUGUACGACCUCGUCAUUUACGGUGCCUCAGGCUUCACCGGCUCACGCAUUGCCCACCAGGCCGUCCGCAUCCUCGGGGCCAAGGUCUCGCUCGCCCUCGCCGGGCGGACGCAGGCCAAGCUCGAGGCCGUCAAGCGCGAGCUGUGCCACGCGUUCCCGGACCUCGCUCCGGCCCUCGCUUCCAAGGUCGGCAUCAUCAUUGCGUCGACCGCCGACGUCGACUCGCUCGCCGCCAUGGCUGGCGUAGGCAAGGUUGUCGUCAACGCUGUCGGCCCGUUCCGCAUGCACGGCGAGCCCGUCGUCGCCGCCUGCGCGGCCGCCGGCACCGACUACGUCGACGUCUCGGGCGAGCCCGAGUUCAUCGAGACCAUGGCAGCUCGCUACGACGAUGCCGCCAAGGCCUCCGGUGCUCUCAUUGUCUCGGCAUGCGGUAUGGACUCCAUUCCCUGCGACAUGGGCGUUGUCCACGCCGCCCAGCUCGCUGCUGCCGAGGGCCUCGUUCCGACCGCCAUCGAGGCCUACCUCUCUGUCUCCACCGCCGCCGUCCCCGGCGUAGGCUCGGUUGUCAUCAACGCUGGCACGUGGGACUCGCUCAUCUACUCGUUUGCCAACGUUGCUGCUCUUCGUGCCCUCCGCCGCGCACACCCGAUGCCACGCCUCGAGUUUGAUGCACGUCGCAGCACCUCGUUUCCGCGCCGCGGCAAGACGUUCACCCCGCCCGCCGACGUCGGCGCCGCCUACGCGGUUCCUUUUAUGGGCGCCGAUGCCUCGGUUGUUCGCCGCUCGCAGGCUGCCCGCCAGGCCGCUGGCGAUAAGCCUGUCCGCUUUGGCGUCUUCCUCACCCUGCCCUCACUCAAGGCUCUCAUCAUGUACAUGGCGUGGGGCUUUGUCUUUGGCAUUUUUGCCUCCUUCCGCCUUGGUCGCUCUUUCCUUCUGCGCUUCCCAUUCCUCUGCUCGCUGGGCAAGGUCUCGCGCGACGGUCCCAACGCUGUCACUCGCGCUGCCACCACCCUCUCGCUCAACAUGGUUACCAAGGCUGUGCCUGCUGAUGCUGCCGAUCCGGCCUCCACCGAUGCUCCGCCGGUCGCCACUCUCCACACCCGCAUCGAAAUCAACGACCCGGGCUACGACGGGACUGCUGCAUGUGUUGUCCAGUGUGCCGCAACCAUGCUUGAGGAGCGCACAGCACUCCCGCCCGGCGGCGUCACCACCUCUGCCGCCGCCUUUGCCGGCUCCAAGCUCCUCGACCGUCUCGCCGACUCGCCCAUCACCUUUACUCGCGUCGCGGCGACGUCAUCUUCCUAGUGUGGAUGGAGUCGGACUCGCGGCUUGUCGUUGCAUCCGAACCGGAGCUUGCAGUACGUGCCCGCAAGGACUACAGCGCUCACGCCCCAGCACACAAACAUGAUGUAAACCUCCUUGACCAGAUGCG